This is a messenger RNA of Pyrgilauda ruficollis (rufous-necked snowfinch), 5869 nucleotides long. It is a transcript of the gene SHANK3, whose product is annotated as SH3 and multiple ankyrin repeat domains 3. The record is from RefSeq and is a predicted model, not a curated record. The annotation marks the transcript as partial. NCBI's taxonomy places the organism in Eukaryota, Metazoa, Chordata, Aves, Passeriformes, Passeridae. Gene Ontology annotation, molecular function: ionotropic glutamate receptor binding; synaptic receptor adaptor activity. The transcript has 21 exons. Gene Ontology annotation, cellular component: postsynaptic density; dendritic spine; postsynaptic membrane.
UUCCGCUACAAGCGCCGCGUGUAUUCCCAGCCGCUGCUGGACGACAAGCAGUUCGCCAAGCUGCACACCAAGGCGAACCUGAAGAAAUUCAUGGAAUACGUGCAGAUGCUGAACUCGGAGAAGGUUUGCCGGCUGCUGGAAAAGGGGCUGGAUCCCAACUUCCAUGAUCCCGACACCGGAGAGUGCCCGCUGACGGCGGCGGCGCAGCUGGAGCUCAGCGCCGAGAUGAUCAAAGCGCUCCGGAACGGCGGAGCCCACCUGGACUUCCGGACCCGCGAGGGAAUGACGGCGCUGCACAAAGCCGUGAGGUGUCGGAAUCACGCGGCCCUGCUGGAGAUCCACCAGGCCUGUCGCUACGGGCACGUGCAGCACCUGGAGCACCUCCUGUUCUACGGAGCGGACAUGACGGCGCAGAACGCCUCAGGAAACACCGCCCUGCACAUCUGCGCCCUCUACAACCAGGAAAGCUGUGCCAGGGUUCUCCUCUUCCGAGGCGCCAGCAAGGAAAUCCGGAAUUACAACAGCCAGACGGCGUUCCAGGUGGCCAUCAUUGCAGGGAAUUUCGAGCUGGCGGAAAUCAUCAAAACCCACAAAGAGUCCGAUGUUGUGCCUUUCCGAGAAACUCCCAGCUACACCAAGCGCCGCCGGCUCCUCGGUUCCGGCGGGUUGGCGUCGCCGCGCGUCCUGCAGCGCUCGGCCAGUGACAACAACCUGAAAGCUGAGAGCCGCGCCUCCUAUUCCCCGGUGCCGUCCCUCCGGAGCCUCCCGCCGCAGCUCCUGGUCCAGAUGCAGGAAGCGGCCGCAGGAAUUGCGGCCGGAGACGGGAGCUUGGCCAGCUCGAGCAGCGCUCGCAGCGCCCACAGCCGCUCGCCCUCGCUGCAGCGCGUGCAGGAGGAGAGGGAGGCCGAGGUGCCCUCGCUGCGCCGGAGCAGCCGCGGGAAACGGCCGCCAGGGGGCGGCUCCGGGCGGGCCCCGCCGGGACCGGGACCUGGGACCGAGCCCGCGCCCCACGCCGCGCCCGCCCCGCUGCGCGGGCCCAAGCGGAAGCUUUACAGCGCCGUGCCCGGCCGCAAGUUCAUCGUGGUGAAGAGCUACGCGCCGCAGGGCGAUGGCGAGAUCCAGCUCAACCGCGGCGAGGCCGUCAAGGUGCUGAGCAUCGGCGAGGGCGGAUUCUGGGAAGGCUCCGUGAAGGGCAGGAGCGGCUGGUUCCCGGCGGAAUGCGUGGAGGAGGUGCAGAUGCGUCAGUACGACUCCAGGCAAGAAACCAGGGAAGACCGGACCAAGCGGCUUUUCCGGCACUACACCGUCGGAUCCUACGACAACUUCACCUCCCACAGUGACUACAUCAUCGAGGAGAAGACGGCCGUGCUGCAGAAGCGGGAGCAUGAGGGCUUCGGCUUCGUCCUGCGCGGGGCCAAAGCCGAGACCCCGAUUGAGGAGUUCACGCCCACGCCGGCAUUCCCAGCGCUGCAGUACCUGGAAUCCGUGGAUGUGGAAGGAGUCGCCUGGAGAGCGGGAUUGCGCACGGGGGACUUUCUGAUCGAGGUGAAUGGAGUGAACGUGGUGAAGGUGGGGCACAAGCAGGUGGUGGCGCUGAUCCGGCAGGGUGGGAAUCACCUCCUGAUGAAAGUCGUGUCCGUCAGCCGCAAGCCCGACUCCGAGGAGGGAUCCCGCAAAAAGGCUCCGCCGCCGCCCAAGAGAGCGCCCAGCACCACGCUCACGCUGCGCUCCAAAUCCAUGACGGCCGAGCUGGAGGAGCUGGCCUCCAUGCGGAGAAGGAAAGGGGAGAAGCUGGAUGAGAUCCUGGCGGCCGCCGAGCCGGCGCUGAGGGCGGAGCUGGUGGAGGCCGAUUCCAGGGCGGCCACGGUGAAACAGCGCCCGACCAGCCGCAGGAUCACCCCUGCGGAGAUCAGCUCCCUGUUUGAGCGCCAGGGAAUGGCGCAUCCCGGGGUCCUGGCAGGAACGGAGAAGCCCCACGUGUCCCUCCGGAAGGGAAUUCCACGGACCAAGUCAGUAGGAGAAGACGAGAAACUGGCCGCGUCCUUGCUGGACGGGAAAUUCCCGCGGAGCACCUCCAUGACGGACACGGUCCGGGAAGGCCACGGGAUCCCCCCUCCCCCGCAGACCGCCCCUACCGCCCCUCCCCCGCCCCCCUCCCCCUAUUACUUCGACACCGGCCCCCCUCCGUCCUUCUCGCCGCCGCCGCCGCCGGGCCGCGCCUACGACACCAUCAGGUCCAGCUUUAAGCCGGGCUUAGAAGCCAAACUGCACGGGCUGCCGCAGGUGCUGAGCGCGGCCGAGAUGUACGACCAGGCCAGGGGCUCCAUGCCCUACCCCGAGCGGCAGAAGAGGGCCCGCUCCAUGAUAAUCCUCCAGGAUUCCUCCCACCUCCCCGUGGAACCCACCGAGAUCCCGCGGCCCGGCCCGGCGGUGACGCCUCCGGAGAAGCUCAAGAGGAAGGGCCGGGUCAUCGACAACCCCUACGCCAACAUGGGCCAGUUCAACGUGAGCCUCUUCGCCCCCACCAAGCCGCAGAGGAAGAAGAGUCCCCUGGUCAAGCAGCUCCAGGUGGAGGACGCCCAGGAACGGGCGGCCUUGGCCAUCACCGGCGGCUACUCCUCCCGGGAGCCGUCCCCCACGCGUCGGAGCCACCGCCUGGACUACCAGCACCACCCCGGCAUCGCUCAGGUGGAAGCCGCCGGCCUCCCCUUCGCCACCGCCAUCGCCGCCGGCGUCAUGAAGGACCGGGACCGGCGGCUGGACGAGAGGAGGAAAUCCACGGUGUUCCUGUCGGUGGGAGCCAUCGAGGGGCCGGCGCCGGGCGGCAGCGAGAUGCCGUCGCUGCAGCAGUCGCGCUCCAUCGACGAGCGGCUCCUGGGCAGCCGGGAUGUCCUCCUGCCGUCCCCCGUGUCAGCUUUAAAGCCAUUAAUCAGCAGCUCCUCCUCGACCUUCAUCCACCCCCUGACGGGAAAGCCCCUGGAUCCCAACUCGCCCCUGGCGCUGGCGCUGGCCGCAAGGGAACGGGCGCUGUCCACUCAAGUCCCAUCCCGGUCGCCCACCCCGAUCCACAGCCCCGACUCGGACAGAGCCGCGCCCCUGUUUGUGGACAUCCAAACCAAAGAACCGGACAGGGGGGACUUGGAGAGCUUGGUGUCCCCCGCCUACUCCCCCGGAGGGAAGGCGGUGAUGGCGGCCGACGCCGGCGCUCUGACCCCCACCAAGAGCCCCUGGGGGACUCCGACCACCCUGCGGAAGGAGCCCGAGGUGCGAGCGGAGACGCCGGGCAAGGAGGAGAAGAAACCCGAGGACAAGAAGUCCAUGAUCAUCAGCAUCGUGGACACGUCGCAGCAGAAGACCGCCGGCCUCAUCAUGGUCCACGCCACCAGUAAUGGUCAAGACGAGAUAGGCCUGGAGAUCAAAGAGGAGAGCCCGGCCGUGCCCGAGGUCUGCGCCGAGCCGGCCGAGUCCCCCAAGGCCGAGCCCCAGCCCAGCCCCGUGGGGAAGCCGCCGGCCAGCCCGGCCUCGGAGAAGGCGCUGGGCCAGGGCAGCUCGGAGGAGGAGGUGGAGCCCUACACGGUGACCCUCCCGCCGGCCCAGCUGUCCUCCAGCGACGAGGAGACCCGCGAGGAGCUGGCCAAGAUCGGGCUGGUGCCGCCCCCGGACGAAUUCGCCAACGGGGUGCUGGUGACCACCCCCGGCACCCCCGUGAGCCACCUGGCCGCGCCCGGCGCGCCGUCCCUGCCCGCGGCAGCAGUAGCACCUUCUCCCCCCGGCGCGACACCCUCAGGGAAGCCCUCGGACGCCCCCGCGGCCCCGGAGUCGGCGGCGGACUCGGGAGUGGAAGAGGUGGACACCAGGAGCUCCAGCGACCACCACCUGGAGACCACGAGCACCAUCUCCACGGUCUCCAGCAUGUCCACGCUGUCCUCGGAGAGCGGCGAGCCCACCGACACCUACACGUCCUUCGCCGACGGCCAAACUUUUCUACUCGAGAAGCCACCAGUGCCUCCAAAGCCCAAACUCAAGUCCCAGCUCAGCAAGGGGCCGGUUACUUUCAGGGACCCACUUUUGAAGCAGUCUUCGGACAGCGAGCUCAUCUCCCAGCACCACGCGGCCACGCUGGCGGCCACCAGCGCGGCCCGGCCACGCUACCUCUUUCAGAGAAGGUCCAAGCUAUGGGGGGACCCCAUGGAGAGCAGGCCCGGCCACGGGGCCGAAGAGGACAAACCAACUGUGAUCAGCGAGCUGAGCUCCCGCCUCCAGCAGCUCAACAAGGACACGCGCUCCUUGGGCGAGGAACCGGCCGGCUCCGCCCUGGAUCCCGGCAAGAAGUCGCCGGUGGUGGCCGCACGACUUUUCAGUAGUUUAGGAGAGCUCAGCACCAUUUCCCAGCGCAGCUCCGGCACCACCUUCACCGUGCGGCCCGGCAGCCGCUACCCCGUCACCCGCCGCACGCCCAGCCCCGUCAAACCCGCGGCGCUGGAGCGGCCCGAGCCCCUCAGCACCGUCCGGCCCUACGGCCUGACGCCCCCCACCAUCCUCAAAUCCUCCAGCCUCUCCAUCCCCCACGAGCCCAAGGAAGUUCGCUUCGUGGUCCGCAGCGUCAGCGCCCGCAGCCGCUCCCCGUCGCCGUCGCCGUCGCCGUCGCCGGGGCUGCACACGCUGCACCCGCCGCGGCCCUUCAUGCAGAAGCCGCUGCACCUGUGGAACAAGUACGACGUGGGGGACUGGCUGGAGAGCAUCAACCUGGUGGAGCACCGGGACAAGUUCGAGGACCACGAGAUCGAGGGCACGCACCUGCCCGCCCUGACCAAGGAGGACUUCGUGGAGUUGGGGGUGACCCGCGUGGGGCACCGCAUGAACAUCGAGCGGGCGCUCAAGCAGCUGGUGGACAGCUGACCGCGUCCCGAGCCGCCGUGGGAAGGGCGGGGCGGCAUUCCCAAGCCAAGAAAACCCACUCGGAUUCUCCUGCUCCUUCUCCGAGCGCUGCACUGAGGGUGCGGGGCCGCCCCCCGGCUCCCGCCCCGGCCCCGCGCCGCCCCCGGCCCAGGAAUGUUGCAUGAAAUUCCUCCUCGUUCCCGUUCUCCCGGAGAGUCUGGCCUGGACAGCGCUCCGCCCCGGCGGUGGCACCGGGGACACCCGGGGGUGGCACCUCGGGGGGCGACACGGCCUGGAGCCCCCCGAGCCGCCGGGUGGCACCCCCCGGGUGGCCCCGCCAGGCUCAGAGGUGGCCCAAGACGCUGAGAAGUCCCAGGUGACCCUGCCGGAGGUGGCCCCAGGUCCUGACACCCGCCAGGUGUCCCCGGCAGGGUCAGAGGUGGCCCCGGGUCCUGACACCCCCCAGGUGACCCUGCCGGGAGGUGGCCCCAGGUCCUGACACCCCCCAGGUGUCCCCGGCAGGGUCACAGUUGUCCCUGCCAGGCUUGGAGGUGGCCCAAGGUCCUGAACCCCCCCAGGUGUCCCUGCCAGGGGGUGGCACCAGGUCCUGGACCCCUCCGAGUGUCCCUGGCAGGGUCAGAAUUGUCCCUGCCGGGGGUGGCCCCGGCUCCCCCCCAGGUGUCCCCCAGGUGUCCCCCAGGUGUCCCCGUCGGGCUCGGAGGCGGCGGCUCCCGGAGAAAGGAAGGAAGGAAAGGAGGAAGGAAAGGAGGAAGGAAAGGAGAGAGGAAGCAAGGAAGGAAGGAAGGAAGGGCCGGGAAGGCUCCAGCGGCGGCCGUGCUACCCCGAGCCGUGCCAGGCCGUGCCAGAAGAGCCCCCCCGCCAGGCGGACCCCCCCGGACUCUGAGCUGCUGCCCCGGCCGGGUGAGAGGGAGCGAGGAGCGCAUGGAUCGAAGCAUGUUUGGGAAUGUCGGGAGGCUGGGGGGGGGGGGAG